Molecule: messenger RNA, 1308 nt
Organism: Paraglomus brasilianum
Lineage: Eukaryota; Fungi; Glomeromycota; Glomeromycetes; Paraglomerales; Paraglomeraceae
Source: the annotation of a GenBank genome assembly
AUGGCUAGUGAAGCUUCGACUUCGAUUAAUAUUAAUAUUUACGGGGAUAUACAGAACAAUGGGAUCAUAGCAUCAGAAGCUACUAAAAAUAGGAUUGUGACGAAUACAACACAUCCAGAAAAGAAAAGACCGGCCGAGGAAGCCUCUCACGUAACCACCACUCCUCCCAAUCUUCGGCAUCGCACUCCACCGCCCGAUGAUGACGAUAAUUCGGAUGGGAGCGUACUUGGAAUUAGAUCCCAAUCAUAUGUGGUUGCUGAAAGUGGUCGUAAAGUAGAAGAAGUUAUUUAUCAAUUCGCCAGAAAUCUUCCCGAAGAGUCAUAUUUACACUCAUUUAUGAUCAAUGACAUCGAUAUGGUCACCAAAUCACUAUUUUUGGAUGAGGAGUGGAAGGAAAUCACCACCUCAGUGGCUAAGGAUAAACCAAAACUUGAGAAUUCUCUUGUAAACUUACUGAAAAAAUACACAGUUGAUAAUGUUGAGAGACUACGUGAUGUUCUUUUUGAACCAUUUAUACCAGAUGGAUGCAAAUAUGAUCGAAAACAUCAUCUUGAUCUUGAUUUUAUUAAUGGUGCUUAUCGAGGAAUUUUACGUUUGUGGGAAAUGGAAGAAAACCCUAUUAUUGACUCUUUAUUAGAAGGAAUAAAUAUGUGGAGUCGAGUAAUAGACCCAGCUUUUGAUAAUCUCAAUAUUGAAUUAGUGCGUGGUGAGGGUAUGAGUCAUGCAUCAAGUGAUAGAAAAAACCUUACCAGAGCAACAAAUGAUCGAAAGAAGCUCGGUCGAAAAGGUGAUGGAGUAUUCAGAUUACGCAAGAAUCGUUUAGAAUUUGGUGCUAUAGAAGCGGGUCGAAAAUGGGAAGAGAAGAGUGGAACCAAAUAUAUGACAGAUUCAUUAAAAAUAUGUAAAAUGUUAAAAGAUAUGUUAAACCAACUUGCCAUUGAAUGUGAUAUGAAAGAAGAUCUCGUGAGGAAAUUACAAGUAGUCGGAAUACUUAAUGGAGCAAACAGAAUUCAGGUCAUGACAGUUGACCUCCCUAAGGGAUAUAUUACUCGUAUUCAACGCAGAAAGGUCUAUGAAAUUGCUGGUCGUCUAUCAAAAUCUAAACCGCUUGCUUAUGCUCUAAAAGAAAUACUAUGUGCGAAAUCUAUCAUCAUGCAGACAGUCGAUAUAAUAAACAAGAAGGAUGAUGUUGAUCUCGAAAAUUUUCUCGAUGAUUCUGAUGAUCAAGAUGGAUAUCACACACCCUUAUAUAUGACUCCACAGAAAAAGGGUACUAAAGAUGUAAUUAAUGAAAAAGAAAAGAAGUAA